Messenger RNA from Caenorhabditis sp. 36 PRJEB53466, 1970 nucleotides. The record is from the annotation of a GenBank genome assembly. Lineage: Eukaryota; Metazoa; Nematoda; Chromadorea; Rhabditida; Rhabditidae.
AUGGCAUGGUUAGCAUCUCUCGUGGUCUUGGUCGCGUUCCGCGCGGAUGUUGUGCUCCCGCAGGACGUCUAUGGCCAGCAGGUAGGGCUCCGAGCACCAAUCCCACUGAAUAAAUCCUAUUUCACCAACUUCAAGUUUUUUCCGCGCUCUAUCGCUAAGUUCGCGACCGCCCUUCUAUUUUAAUGCAAUUCUAGGCCAGCAAUCUUCCUAUUUUACUCGUUUUCACUUAAAGUUUGCCUAGAAAUUGGCCUAGAAAUUGUGAAUUAUUGAAGAGAGACUGCAGACGUGAUUACCUCACUGCUAAUGGGCAAUACCAUAUGCUUCGGAAGUCACGAAGUAAAAUUGCAAUAAAAUAGAGAUUUUCUGUGCUACAAAUCAGUUUGUGCACAAUACAUAUUUGUUUCCUGUGCUCAGUGUUCUGAUCAGUAAUCCAACUGGUUGCAGCAGCCGUACCCGUACGUUCAACCGAGUGCAUCUUCUGGAUCCGGCAGCUACGUUCCUCAACCGAACGUUCAAACUGUCCAGCAACCGUAUCCUAAUGUGGUAACUGAAGUUAAGUACUUCUAAUUUUUCCAUUCCAAUACCAUAGGACACUGAGGAUGUGGACAGUGUGGACGUCUACGAAACCGAAGAGCCAGAGUUCAAAGUGGUCAAUCCGAGUUUCCCAUUGGGCGGAAGUCUUCCACUGCCUCAGCCCGGACCUCCAGUCGAGCCGGGAACUCUUCCACCGCCGGUUGCUCCGCCACAAGUGACCGCCAAACCCGAUCACAGUUACGCGAUCAACUACUGCGACAAACGCGAGUUUCCGGACGAGGUGCUCGCUCAGUACGGUCUCGAGAGAGUCGAUUAUUUCGUGUACAACACCUCGUGCUCUCAUAUUUUCUUCCAAGUCAGUCCAAGUCCAAGUCUUUGUUGUUUGAUAAUCAAUUGAUAUUGUAUUGUCAAUUUCAGUGCUCCAUCGGCCAAACCUUCCUGCUCUCGUGCACUUCCCAAGAUCAAGCCUUCGACAAGUCCACCGAGAACUGCAACUUCAAGAACGCGGUGAAGUUCUGUCCGGAGUACGAUCAUGUUAUGCAUUGCAGUCAGUUCCCUGUUUCAAAUGGAACUUUUUCUAAUCUCAAAGUUUGCAGCCAUCGGCGACACUUGCACCGACAACGAGUUCGCGUGCUGUGCGAUGCCCCAAUCGUGCAUCCACGUCAGCAAGCGAUGCGACGGACACGCCGAUUGUGCCGACGGAGAGGACGAAAACAAUUGUCGUGAGUGAUUUUCAUUUCAUUGAAAAACCAUCGAUUCUCGAACGUUCCAGCGUCUUGUGCCCGCGACGAGUUCGCCUGCGUCAAGAGCGAUCACUGUAUUCCUGCGAACAAACGCUGCGACGGUGUGGCCGACGAUUGCGACGACGGAUCGAAUCUCGACGAGAUCGGCUGCAGCAAGAACACAAGUGAGCCCCGGAAAUUGUACAAUCUUAUUGGAAGCCCAUGACAAUUUUUUCCAGCUUGCAUCGGAAAGUUCAUCUGUGACAUGUCGAGAGGCGGCGUCUCUUGUGUGGAUUUGGAGAUGCAUUGCGAUGGAAAAAAAGAUUGUUUGAACGGAGAAGACGAGAUCAAUUGCAGUGAGUUCAAACGCUCACUCUUUCAUUCUUGGAGGUUUCUAGGCGAGCGGCCUGACAAAAGCCUGGUGUAACUCGCCCGAAAAAAGUGGUUUUCUUUGAUUUUUCCGUGAACAAACUGUCGUUUUGACUCAUUUACAAACAAAAAUCCAGAAAACCGGGCUUUUCCUCGACCGCCGGCCUAGAAAUGCUAAAAUGGAAGAGCGGCCGCGGCGUUUGAUACACGUUCAAUUUUGCAGAACAAGAAGGAAAACAAAAAUAUCUGCUCUGCGAGAACCAGAAACAAUCAGUAACCCGUCUCCAAUGGUGCAACGGAGAACCCGACUGCGCCGACGGCUCCGAUGAGAAGUACUGCUAUUAA